CUUUCAAGUUACAAGUUUCAAAGUAGAUGAACUUGGACCAGACUAUGCAGAGAACUUCUAAACUGGAGUAUUCAAACAGCUCGGUUGUUGAAUCAACAUGGAAGCGACGACACUCAUUCAGAGCAGCAAGAAUUGCAAUGAUAUCUACCAUCAUUAUCACGUUCCUCAUAUUCAUCAUUUACAUAGACAUGUGCUAUGGAACAGUUAGUGGUUACUUGGAUGUUUCUCACCCCAUCCUCUGGUACCUUGAGUUGGUCAUCACUGGUGUGUUCCUGUGGAAGCUUGUUUUAAAUCUGUCAAAUAUCAUCACAUACCUGAAAACCAAUGUAUUCGGGAACAUCAUCGAGCUGUCAUCACAACAGCGGAUCUUGCUUGGUGUUCGUGAAAGUGAAAAAGGUUUUCGGACGUCUCCUGUUAAACCUGCACCAGUGAGUGAGCCUUUUGAGAACAUCGGCCUGUUUACUCUCGGCAGUCCGGUCUCCCCGGCACACACUAGUUACUCGAGCGACGGCUCCCACCACAGUCCCAGCUUCUACUCGCCCAGCCCAUACGGAGUCGGCUACAGCUUCCUCGGCUCAUCGCCUUCUACUUCACUAGACAGAUCUGCUAACAUUAGUGGUGGUAACAUACCAUAUGGGAUGUCAAACCUAUCAUAUGGGACUCCAAAUCUAUCAUACGGGACACCGAACUUAACAUAUGGGACACCAAACUUAUCGUAUGGGAGUCCGAACCUGUCUUAUGGGAGUCCGAACUUGUCUUAUGGGACUUCGAAAUUCGAUAUGAAUGAACAGAGUGGAUUGAGGUCUCGCGCUGGUUUCUCAAGCAUAAAGAGUUCUCCAGAGGACAACAUCACUGAUAUGUACCAUCUGAGUCAAUACCUUCGAGAGCAACAAGACAAAGAAAGGAGGAGUAUGCAAGCAUCUCCUGAAAACCUGAGUGGUGGAUCUCCUUCAUUCUGGAGUUACGGGGUAAGCCCGAUGGACUGCAGUAAUGUUCUGAAGAAAUAUCAGUACCAAGUGGCAGCCUUCUCUCCACAGUCCCUUGUCACCAAAAGCAGUCACAGUGAUCUGUCCAUGCUGACAGGCAGUGAAGAAGUUUGGAACAAACUGGGUGUAACAGAGGACAACUUGUACUUGUGGACAGAAAGACUGAGAAAAUGGCUUAGUCUAACAGUUAUAUCACGGUUGUCUAAAGAAAUUGAUGAAAUCAACAAAGAACUUGAAAGGAUUGGCUGUGAAGAUAUGCAGGUUGGAGAGGUGAGCAUAUCUACACUGAAACAACUGGCACUAACAAAGGGAGCCUGCAUCCCGUCUUUGAACACCAUCGUGCCAUACCUGGAUUUAUCGGCCAAUCAGGAAUACGUUGUGAGACGAAUUAAAGAGCUGGGUACUGGAAGCAUGUCGGAGUUUACCUGGAAUAGUGGCGGUCAGUAUGGUAAGCGGUGGGAGGAACACCUGCCCACUGAUGCUGCACUGGUGAUGCACUGUAUGUGUACAUACCUCGACAUGCGGCUACCCGCCCAUCCGAAGUACCCAGAUGGGAAAACAUUUACAACUCAGCACUUCCUGAAAACUCCAGACAAGCCAAAUUUGGAAAAGAAGGAUAACAUGUUUCUGUACCAGACCAGUAUCAAUUCACCUCAUUUCCAAGUUGUUAUUGGCCAAGAAGUCCUGAACCUUCCUAAGGGAAGAAACAAUAUGUUUCAUUCCAUACUGCUGUUUUUCUACUAUAUCAAAGAGAAGCAAGCAGGCAUGCUUGGUCGUGUAAAUUUAGGCAUGUCUGGACUGAACCUGUUGUGGAUAUUUAACUGAUGAAGAAGGAAGUUCAACACAAACACUCACAGUGCAAUAUUUCAAAUAUGUGUUAUUUCAGAAAACAGUGCUGAACACGUAGGAAAGCACAUUGUUAAGUUGAAUCACUGACAGUUUUUAAUUGAACAUUUCCACUCAAACAUUACAUAGAAGUCAAUCAUCACCAUCCUCUUCAUCUGUGUAAAAUACAUAUUCAUUUCACUCAUUCAUUUUUGGUUCUCUUUUUUAAUGGCUUUGACACUCAAUAGCUUAUGCAUGCUGGGGUGUUUCAUCUUUCAGCAUUUGCAGUUUGCAUCAGCAUUGACACACACUAUUAAAAAUACUAUUAGGAAUGUGAACCUGGAGGGGUGGGUGGCUCGUACCUCCAUCUCUUAAAGCCAAAAAUAUUUACUUUUUUAUUCGUCCAAUUAAAGCAAAAGAAAAUGUGGUUGUGCCGGCACCCCUAAGUCUCCACUUUAAUUAAUAUCAUCAGAAUGGGAUUGUGGAUGCAUGGAUCUCACUCAUUUCUGUUUUACAGUGUCUAUUUUUGUAAUAUUAAAGUCUGAAACUAGAA
Messenger RNA from Gigantopelta aegis, 2364 nucleotides. Its product is annotated as transmembrane protein 209-like. The record is from RefSeq and is a predicted model, not a curated record. Gene Ontology annotation, cellular component: membrane. The transcript has 16 exons. Lineage: Eukaryota; Metazoa; Mollusca; Gastropoda; Neomphalida; Peltospiridae. The coding region runs from base 27 to 1811 and encodes 594 amino acids.